This is a messenger RNA of Nerophis lumbriciformis (worm pipefish), 5006 nucleotides long. It is a transcript of the gene ap3b2, whose product is annotated as adaptor related protein complex 3 subunit beta 2. Gene Ontology annotation, biological process: vesicle-mediated transport; intracellular protein transport. NCBI's taxonomy places the organism in Eukaryota, Metazoa, Chordata, Actinopteri, Syngnathiformes, Syngnathidae. The record is from RefSeq and is a predicted model, not a curated record. Gene Ontology annotation, cellular component: AP-3 adaptor complex; membrane coat.
CCACGAAAAAAUGUCCGCCAGCUCGGCUUUCAACGACGAGAAAGGGGGCUCCUCCAGCGUCGGGGAGCCCGAAUAUGGCCACGACCCGGCAAGCGGAGGGAUCUUCUCCUCGGACUAUAAGAGGACUACUCAUUUUCUUCCCACUGGGUGAGAGAGAGAGCAAGAGAGAGAGGCAGGGUGGUCCUCAUCACGAUGCUGCCGAGAGCGCUGAGUCACGUAAGAUGAUGCAAACGGAGGCUGAAUGUUGAAAAGCUGUGACCGUCUUUAUAAGUGAGAUGAUUUAGGGCUGCUUGAAAGCGUCUGUUGGCUGGAAGGGCGAGGUCUAUGGCCUGUGAAAUGAUGAGGAGGUGGAGCGCUGAUGGCGAGGAGGGGGUUAGUGUCAACGUGGCGGCGUGUCAUUAUGCGAGAGCAUCUUUGUGUGUGUGUGUGUGUCAAUGACUGAGCGACAGGGAGAGGCCGGCGCUGCAACAGUGAGCACGUGAGCAGCGGGAGGGGUCGCCAUCGCAGAUUCCCCGCCCCUCUGUGACCAGCAUCUUUUUUAUGGCGGCUCAGUCGGACGCAGCAACAUCAGCGGCAGAAAGAUCCUGCUGGAUUCGGAUUACCGUGGCCCGUCACCACGGAGACGUCUAUCUUUGCAGGAGCUGGAGCGUUUCUGGCGUCUUCCCUGCAUCAAAUGUCCACGCCGGAUACAUUUAAUCAUAAAUUAGUACUUGUAACAUUCUAGUGGCUCGGGAAAGAGGAGCCGCAGCCUUUUUCAGAACACUCCCUCUCUACACUUCGCCUGCUCGAACGGGAUCCUACAGGUCACGUCAGAUCUUUUGGCAAAGUUUUGAAAGGAUGACCGCCAUGCAGAAGCUGCUGCAGCUGCCCGUGAACGCUGUUAAUAUGGUGAAGACGGUGCAGAGUCAAGUGCAGGGGCUGGAGGAGGACAAGAGCCCCGUGCUGACCCCCGACGGCGCCCAGCAGACCUGGUACAGCGCCCUGAGGCCCGACGAGCUGCGUUACCUGCGCUCGGGGGGCGACGGAGGACGAGAUCACGAGGAACGAGCGCCGCUGGAGGACGGCGGGAGUUCUCAAAGUCAACCUUUGCGACACGACGACCUGAAGGAGAUGCUCGACAGCAACAAAGACUCGCUGAAGCUGGAGGCCAUGAAACGCAUCGUGGCCAUGAUUGCUCGAGGUAAAAACGCAUCAGACCUUUUCCCCGCCGUGGUGAAAAAUGUGGCUUGUAAAAAUAUUGAGGUGAAGAAGCUGGUCUACGUUUACUUGGUGCGUUAUGCCGAGGAGCAGCAAGACCUUGCGCUGCUCUCCAUCUCCACCUUUCAGCGAGGCUUGAAGGAUCCCAACCAGCUGAUCAGAGCCAGCGCCCUGCGAGUCCUCUCCAGCAUCCGAGUCACCAUCAUUGUUCCCAUUAUGAUGCUGGCCAUCAAGGAGGCUGCGUCCGAUAUGUCGCCGUACGUCAGGAAGACGGCCGCCCACGCCAUCCCCAAACUCUACAGUUUGGAUCCAGAACAGAAAGACCAGCUGAUUGAAGUCAUUGAGAAACUCCUUGCUGACAAAACCACUCUGGUGGCGGGUAGCGUGGUUAUGGCCUUUGAGGAGGUGUGCCCGGAGCGGAUCGACCUGAUCCACAAGAAUUACAGGAAGCUGUGUAACCUUCUGAUCGACGUGGAGGAGUGGGGUCAGGUGGUCAUCAUCAACAUGCUGACCCGCUACGCCAGGACCCAGUUCCUCAACCCGAACAUAAACGAGUCCCUGCUAGAGGAGGGUGGGGGUGACAAGACCUUCUACGGCUCCGAUGACGACGAGGACGAGGAGGAGAAGGAGAAGAAGGUGGAGGCCGCCAUGGCCAAGAGGAAACCGUACGUGAUGGAUCCGGACCACCGGCUGCUGCUGAGGAACACCAAGCCGCUCCUGCAGAGCCGCAACGCCGCUGUGGUCAUGGCCGUGGCUCAGCUCUACUUCCAUCUUGCUCCCAAAGCAGAAGUCGGGGUAAUUGCCAAGGCUCUGGUGCGUCUUCUGCGGAGUCACAGUGAAGUCCAGUAUGUGGUUCUUCAGAAUGUGGCUACCAUGACCAUCAAAAGAAGGGGGAUGUUUGAACCAUACCUGAAGAGUUUCUACAUCCGCUCCACAGACCCGACCCAGAUUAAAAUCCUCAAGCUGGAGGUUCUCACCAAUCUGGCCAACGAGACCAACAUUUCCACCAUUCUCAGAGAGUUUCAGACGUACAUUAAAAGCAUGGAUAAAGACUUUGUGGCCGCCACCAUCCAAGCCAUCGGCCGCUGCGCCACCAACAUCGGGGAGGUGAGGGACACGUGCCUGAACGGCCUGGUGCAGCUGCUGUCCAACAGAGACGAGUUAGUGGUAGCCGAGUCGGUGGUGGUCAUCAAGAAGCUGCUGCAGAUGCAGCCCGAGAAGCACAGCGACAUCAUCAAGCACAUGGCCAAGCUGACGGACAACAUCCAGGUGCCGAUGGCGCGAGCUAGCAUUCUGUGGCUGAUUGGAGAAUACUGCGAGCACGUACCCAAGAUUGCCCCGGACGUCCUGAGAAAGAUGGCAAAGUCCUUCACUAACGAGGAGGACAUAGUCAAGCUGCAGAUACUCAACCUGGCCGCCAAGCUCUAUCUCACCAACUCCAAACAGACUAAACUGUUGACGCAGUACGUCCUCAACCUGGCCAAGUACGACCAGAACUACGACAUCCGUGAUCGGGCGCGCUUCAUCCGCCAGCUCAUCGUGCCCACCGAGAAGAGCGGAGCGCUCAGCAAGUACGCCAAGAAACUGUUCCUCGCCCUCAAGCCUGCGCCCGUCCUCGAGUCUCCGUUUAAAGAUCGAGACCACUUCCAGUUGGGUUCAUUGUCCCACCUGCUGAACGCCAAAGCCGGGGGCUACCAGGAGUUGCCCGAUUGGCCUGAAGCCGCCCCAGAUCCCUCCGUGCGCAACGUGGAGGUGAAGGAGUCUGUAUUUACGCUGCUUGAACGAGUCACAACAUUGACCAGCGUGCCCGAGUGGACUAAGUGCAGCAGCCGGGAGAAGAGGAAGGAGAAGAAAGUGGAGAAGCCCUUCUACUCUGACUCCGAGGGCGAGUCCGGGCCGACCGAGUCUGCAGACAGUGAGUCGUACUCCAGUGGCUCUGAAAGUGGAAGCGGGAGUGGAGAAAGCGGCUCUGGAUCAGAGAGUGAGGAGAGCGAAGAAGCUUCCGAGUCGGGGGAAGAAGAGGACGAAAAAGAGAAGAAGAUGAAGAAGAAGAAGGAUUUCAAGAAGCCGGUGCAAGAAAGCGAAAGUGAGCAGAGCAGUGAGGAGGAAGAGAGGAAGCGUGCGAGGAAGAGUAAACAACGCAAGAGCGACUCCGAGUCGGAAUCGGAAGACGAGGAGAGCGAUUCUGAAAGCAGCCAAUCGGAAUCGGAGGACUCAGAGUCUGAGGUGGAGGUCAAAAAGAAGAAAAAGACGAUGGAAUCAAAAGCUCCUCCUAAGCCCGUCAAGAAAGACAACAAGAAAGAAAAGAAAGAAAUGUCGCUGCUCGAUCUUGACGAUUUUGAACCUGCGCCUUCGCCUCAAGUGACGCCUGUCAACACGUUCCUGUCCAACAGCCUGGUGACCGACCUCGAGGGUUUGUCUUUGUCUGACAGCGUUCUCUCGCCUACGGCCACCUCGCCUUGCAGCGGCCAGAAGAGCUACGAGCUUCUGCACCGCAUCACGGGCGAGGGACUGUCGGUGGAGUACUGCUUCAGCCGACAGCCGUUCGGCGCCGACGGCAACAUGGUGGCGGUGCAGAUGCAGUUCACCAACAGCGCCGCCGCCGACGCCAAGAACCUGCACAUGGAGGACGUGAAGCUGCAGUCCGGGAUGAGGGUCAAAGAGUUCCCGGAGAUCGAGCUGCUGCCUGCGGGCGAGUCGGCCACAGCCGUGAUGGGCAUCGACUUCUGCGACUCCACACAAGCGGCAAACUUCCAGCUGUGCACUCACACCAGGAAGUUCUUUGUGUCCAUCCAGCCGCCAGUCGGAGAGCUGAUGAAACCCUUCUUCAUGACGGAGAACGAGUUUAAAAAGGAGCAGGCGACGCUAUUACAGCGUCUAGGUCAGCUGAUGGGCAUGAACGAGAUCACGGAGAAGCUCACUUUAGACGAGAAGUGCCGUAACGAGCACGCCAUCGUCCAGAAGGUGGCCACGGCCGCCAACCUCAGCAGAGUGCCCUGUGGAUCAGACAAAGAGUGCAGGUUCGCCGGCAAGACGGUGACCAGUGGCAGCCUGGUGCUGGUCACCGUGGCGACCAAGGAGGAGGGCGGCGCCCAGCUGACGGUCAACUGCGAGAAGAUGGUGAUCGGCACCAUGCUGGUCAAAGACAUUCUGCUGGCGCUGACGCAGUGACGCGUCGUCCGCGAACCCCUCGUCUUCACUCCGACCCCCGCACCUGCAAGGAACCUCCUGGAAUGAUUGAAAGUGUCUUUUCUUGCGACAAUCAGACAAAUGAGCGUCAGCCUUGUCAAGUGAGAUUGACAUCCGCAACUUUGUCGCCCCCUGGUGGCUGCGUACAAAAUGACAUCUCACCAGUACCAAGUACACAAUUCGUUAUUUAUUCCAUCGAAAAUGUAUUUUUUUUUUUUAAAGGUAGCUAAUAGAAUGUAGCAUGACUGUUUUAUCCCGAACAUUACAUUUGUGUGCUGCAGUGCUGCUGUAUGUAUGUGUAUAUAUACUGUAUAUGUAGUAAUAACCAGCUAUGUAAUGUGAUCCUUUUUUGAACACGGAGAAAUCCAAAAUGUAAGACUCCAAUUAAAUUAUUAGAAAAAAUAUCUCUAAUUUUAAUUUUUCUCCACUUGGGCCUUAAAAAAAUUAGUACAUGAGUAAAAAUAACCACAAUUUAUACAACAGUUGGCUGUAAAAGUAAUAUUAAGUAGAUACUGUAUUAUCUUAGGUAGUUUACUUUUUAAUUCGUUUUUUUUUUUUUUACAAUUUAAAUUAAAUGUUCAUAUUUCAUGUCUUUCCUUUUCUCACAUGGCAACUGGUCU